UUCCAAACAGUGACUUAACUUUUCCCGGAACAAUUCCAGAUGUCAUGUUGCAGGCUAUAGGAUGAAACCCCAUCAUUAUGGGAUGCUGUAACAUUUUUCCCUGGACUCCAUCACCUCUCAUCUACAGUGUGAUGCCUUUCUGUCCAUUUCCAUCUGAAGUCCACAGUCACUUCUUGUUUUCCUCAUUUUCUCGUGUCUUUGUUUCCUCGUUGACGUCCCGGCCUGAACUCUUUUUUCCUUUGGCUCGGGUGGGGAGGUGGAAAACAAGCGCUGUGAAUGUCAUCAUUAAUCUGCUUUCCAAACAAAUGAGUGAGGCCUGGCGGGGGGGUCCACAGGGAUCUGGCUCUGCUUGGACUUCAUAGGAGCUUUUUUCUCUGUGGACCCAGGAAACACGACAGAUGAGGAGAGUGGGAAGAAGCUAAGAAGUGAUUCUUUUUGGGUUUCUGAAGACCUCAGCUGCACAUCAGAUGUGAGGGGGGUCACGGAGGCCAGCAGGGGGAGCCCUGACUGGAGUGAUUCUCAGAGGGCAAUCAGCCUGGAUGCAGCAGAACGCCUGGCGGAGCCGUCUGCCACGUCUUUGAUCCGCAGCACAGCUGUGGAAGACCUGACAUCCAUCGGCGACAGAAAGGCACGGGUUAACCCGGAGGAGGAGCAGGUGUCUGAGCGGCUAGAGGAAAGUUUAGCACAAUCAGGCUUUGGCUCAGGUUCAGAGGGCCUCCACCAGGGCCUCUGCAGAGGGAACUCAUCUGAGGGCGACUGCCUGUGUGCCAGGCCACCAUGUGACCCAGGGGCUGAAAACAGCCAUGACUCACGGCUACACAGGGCCGGCUAUUCAGAGCCUGACACUUCCGAUGACUCAGAGAUGAGGCCCGCAGCUCAGGCCACCGGCGCUGCUCAGCUCCAGAAACCCCCAUCAGCCAGAAAGUCUCUGGUGCCGGUGGCUGUUUCCAAAGCUCAAGGAAAAACAGAAAAUGAAGUUAAGACCCAAACUGCCACCUCACCUGUCUCCUCCCCCAAAAGACCAUCUGUAGUAACCACGGCCUCCACCCGAAACGGCCACAGCUCCAUCCCCGUUAAAACCAGCCGCUCGGGGCCCGGGCACGCCAGUCCUGGAGGAGCAAAGCCUCAGGUGCGAGGAGCCAAACCUCCGACCAAAACUGCAGCUCCGGAUGCCAGGAGUGGACAGAGCAGCCCUGGAACCCCCAAAUCGCCCGCUAGCCAAGCCCUCUCUGCGGCAGAGGCCAACAAAGUCAAGAAGGUUGCAGUCGUGCGCUCCACCUCAAAGUCUCCGGCCUCCUUGAAGAGCCGUUCGCCGGCUCCGCUGGCUGCUGCGGCGCCCAUGCCCGACCUGAAGAACGUCAGGUCCAAGAUUGGCUCCACGGAGAACAUCAAGCACCAGCCAGGAGGUGGAAAGGUUCAAAUCCUGGAGCAGAAGCUGGACUUAAGUAAUGUGCAGGCGAAGUGUGGCUCCAAAGACAAUAUCAAACACCAACCCGGUGGAGGCAAAGUCCAAAUCCUUGACAAGAAGCUGGACUUAUCAAGUGUCCAGUCCCGCUGUGGCUCUAAAGACAACAUAAAGCACACACCUGGAGGAGGAAAGGUUAAAAUACUUGAGCAGAGGUUGGACUUUAGUAAUGUCCAGUCUAAGUGUGGCUCCAAAGACAAUAUCAAACAUGUUCCUGGUGGCGGCAAUGUUCAAAUUUAUGAGAAGAAGUUGGAUUUGAGCAGUGUGCAGUCCCGGUGCGGCUCCAAAGAUAACUUAGGUCAUGUUCCAGGUGGUGGCAAUGUUCAGAUUGUCCACAAAAAGAUCGAUUUGAGCACCGUCACCUCAAAGUGUGGAUCAAAAGCCAACAUUCAUCACAAACCAGGUGGAGGAAACAUUGAGAUUAAAAGCGAGAAGCUGGAGUUUAAGGUCCAGUCGAAAAUCGGCUCUCUGGACAACAUCAAACACGUUCCUGGAGGCGGGGCUAAAAGGAUCGAGUCCCACAAGCUGACCUUCCGUGAGACGGCCAAGGCCCGCACCGACCACGGCGCCGAGAUCGUGUCUUUGGAAGACUCCCCCCACCAGCUCAGCACCGUGUCCUCCUCAGGCAGCAUCAACAUGGCGGACUCUCCGCAGCUCUCCACGCUGGCCGACCAGGUGUCCGCCUCUCUGGCCAAACAGGGCUUGUGAGCGCGUCCGCCGCGCGACGGCGUGGAGGAGUUCUUCUGCCUUCCUCCUAACUCUCACAGGACUUUUUUUUAGCUGCCCAUCUUCACUGGUGAUCCUCUGCUAACCUUCUCCAGGCUGUUAGGUCCUAAAAGAAUAAGUAGGCCGAAAUUUCUUUGAUUUGUCUCUGUGGAUCCUCCUCUCAUUUUCUGUGGUGACCCUUUAAGACGUAAGGCGCCCCAGCAGAACCAAACCCUCGUGAAUUGAAGAAGUGAUUUGACCUCAGCACACGUCCUGCUACAUAGAACUCCUGUCAGAUCUCACCUUUCCAUGGGCGUCUGCUUUUCAUUUCCCCUUAAAACGCAGGAGAAUGCAGAAUGUUUGGUGAGGGAACAGCUACAGGGUCAAACCGCUUUUAGGAAAAAAACAAACAAAAAAAAAUAAUGUUGAGGCAGGAAAAUGCUUCUUGGACCUCAGUGCUGUCUCUGCUUGGUGUCGUCCCGGCGUGCUGCGCCUCCAGCUGCGGGGGGGUAACGGGGGCAAAAAAAAAAAACAAGCCGGCUGAGAAGAGCCGCCGUCUGUGUGAAAGCCAGCGAGCGCCCGAAAGGACUGCAGGGGGCUCCAGCUUCCCCCAUCCCAGCAUCCCUAAGGUUCCCAGAAUGCUUUGCGGUCUCAUCCCUUCAGUGCAGAAACAUUUAGGAAUUCAGAUCAUUUUGGAGAAGAAGUUUUACAAAAACUGACCUACUUUCCAAAAAUGGGCAUAUGGGCGGGGCAAACACACCCACAAAGUCACUGAAGCGUUUUUGGUUAUUCUGCAUGUCAAACAAAAAGCCACGCCCCAAACAAAGAAUUUUGAUCUUAAACGCAAAAAAAGGUAUUUUUUGCAUUAAACAAGUCGUGUUGAGGUGCUGGUUCUAAUCCCACAAAUGCAAAAGGGAAGCGAUGCGAGUGACUUGAACCCAGAUGCUGCGGCUCACUUGUGCAGACUCGUUUGUUCUAGUGACCAGCAAAUCUUCAGUGUUUGUACCGUUACCAUAGAAACAGGGUCUACAAGUGAGGACUGGUGACUGGACUUGAGCCCGUCAUGAAGUGACUAGAGUGACUUGUGUUGUGAUUGCAGUGACUUGUGUUGUAAGAGAUCAUUUUGGACUCCAUCUCGGAACCGUCAGAUCUAGACUUGGACUGGUACUUUUGAGACUUGAAACUUGGGACUUGUGUCAAACGUCUUUCAAAUAGUAUGAAGGAGUAAAGACUUGUACCAAAAAGACUUGGGCUCCAACUUGCACCACUGUUCUAAGACUUCAGACUCGACUUGGUUGACCGUUCACCUUCUAGAGUAACUAAAGAGUAAACUUGUACUCAUGACACCUAAUCUCUAAUCUCUGACUUGAACAGGUGCUUUUAAGACUUGAGGCUUGACUUGGACUUGGGUCAGUUCUUGCUGCCACAAUAGCCCUUGUGGGAGAAGGGUGCAUUCCAACUCGCAAUCAGCAAAAAAGCCUCGACUAUCUCCUUUUUUGUACUCACUAGACUCAAGUCCUGACUUGGACUGGUGCUUUUAAGACCCGAGUCAGUUAGGUCUUACAUAGUUAUUUAUCAUAGACUUUAGUUCUGACAAGGACUUGAGAGACUUGAACUCGACUACCUUGGGGGUCUAGUUUUGCCUCUCAACUAAUGGACCCAACCCAUCCUUGUUCUUGUAGAGGCGCGGUGGGCGUGGCUUCAGUGCAGUGGCUGCUGUUUGCUCUGAAUGAAACAGGUCAGUAGCUGAUCAGGUUUCCUCUCUGAAAGACCCCUCCCACCGGGACUUGGAGUUUAGCCGUUUGGACCUGCAGACCUAAGACUCGAAAGGGAACUAGAAUUGGUCCCUCCUGAAACACAGACCCCAUUUGUGAGGAUGCUGGUGUGGGAUCUGGUUUAGAAGUGGCCCUGAAAGUGCAGAGAAGCUCCGCCUCUCAGGUUCGUGACGCGUUCGCUGGCUUUGACAGGAAGGACUCGGCUUCUCAGCAGCUGAAUUUUUGCCUCCAACAGAAACGGCUAGACUAGGAACCUUUGCUUUGUGUUGGGCACAGUUUUAUAAUCUUCUGUGGAUAUGACAUGUAUUUGAUAUGGAAAAAAACAGACAUUUGUAUUGUGCCUGCUGCUGUUAGUGUAUUUUUUUUUACUGCUCUCAUUGUAAAUGUGCUACAGCUUGCUACGUGUCAUUUCUGAGUCCAUGGGUUGUGCUUGUCGCCGCUUUCAGUAUUCAAACUGCCAUACGCACUAAGGAUAGGCAAAAUAUUGUUUAUUAGUUAUGAAAGAUCCUAAACAUAGGGAGGUUGCAACAGGAAAAAAAAAAGUAUUCCUUUACUGCCUUUGAAUCUAGAGCAUCACUUUAAGGAUAGAAAAGCUGCAGCAUGAGGAAAAAAAAAAAAAACUAUUCCAGCAGAAUUACUGUUGCCGAGCGUCAGAGGGACAAACUGUACAGCACCAAUUCACUAGAGCUCACGAACGUCCCUGAAUGCAACACCGUGUUUCGUUGUCCCCAACACUUUGCCACCUGGUUGGCCAAAAUAAGAGCGCGUCGUUCUCCGCAGCUGAAGGGACUUUCAAAAUAAAAGCAUGCUCUAGAUUCUCCCUCCUGCAAACGACUCGGCCCUAAAUGAUAGAGGCGUAGUUGUUCCUGCGUUCUUUUGGACCGUGAACUCAUCCUGCUGUAUUGCUAGUAAUCUAUGCCAGGCGCUCACAAGUGCUUAUGCAUGCACGUCUUCAAAGGCCGACCUCCUCAUGCAUUCUAAAGAUGUUUAUACUGGAUUUACUCGCUGAAAGGGUUUUGGUGUGCAAAAUUUCCACAUUUGGUUUAACUCUGGGUGUUUGUCACCUAAUCUGCAUGCAGGGGUUGUUUUUAUCUUUAUUUUGUUUGCAGUAGACCAUGCUUCUCUGAAUGCAGGACUGAAAUGGGGUUGGUUCCAGGACUCGCCGCCCUCCUUCCUUCUGACGCUGUACAGUUGUGGAAAUGUGGCUGUCGUCAUUGUGCAUCUGAUCAAUAACUGAUUCUUGUUGCUGUAUAUGUGUAUUUGAAAUAAAUGCUACGAAGUCGGU
This is a messenger RNA of Oryzias latipes (Japanese medaka), 5230 nucleotides long. The record is from RefSeq and is a predicted model, not a curated record. Lineage: Eukaryota; Metazoa; Chordata; Actinopteri; Beloniformes; Adrianichthyidae.